Molecule: messenger RNA, 1462 nt
Organism: Chondrus crispus (carragheen)
Lineage: Eukaryota; Rhodophyta; Florideophyceae; Gigartinales; Gigartinaceae
Exons: 2
Coding region: 1-234 (77 amino acids)
Source: RefSeq, a predicted model, not a curated record
AUGGAUGAUUGUGUGGCAGAAGGCGAGUGUGAAAUUACGGAGAGGCGGGCCGUACAGAGUGCUGUAGUGCUAGCAAGGUUGUUUGAGUCUUUGGGGAGUCUGGGUGUGGAGUGCGAUGUGAGCAAUGCCUUGUCGCACUUGAGGUCCACAAAACGAGCUUUUCUAGAAGCUAGGCAUGAGAGACAGGGUCAGGCAACAACAGCAGACUCUAAUAACAGAGUUCUGGCCGGGUAGUGAUUCUGCUUUCUGAUAGUGCCGCUUCGAAUUAGUGCCAUAUUAUUAGUCCCUACACAGGGCGGCACUAAUGCGUAGGGUCGACUGUACCCUUAUUCCGAAUAAAGCGAAAACGGUUCUGCCAUGAAAAUUUUACUUCUCCCUGCACUUCCUGAACCGAAGAAGGUCUACAUAUUGAAACCGAACGGUGCCUGCAUGCUUUUGCCCUCGAAGACGACAUCUCAAAAAACUUUCACCAUGUUUGCUGGGUUAGCUCUGAGUUCGUACCUUGCUUUUCUUGUCACGUUCGCUUCUGGUAUUCCUCUGAGCACGAAAAGCAACUACGGCGUGGUAAGGCACACUGGAUCACUGGACUAACUCGUGUUUCAAUGCGCAUCGUCAUCACAGAAUUCAGAUCUGACCAAGAGUGAAAGUGGAGUCGUUUUCACAGGCUGUUCAAACCCUAUUCAAACAAGAAUAAGGCAAAAGCGCACCGGCACCCAAACCCAUAGACUCGGCGCCCACUGGCCCCCCUCCAAGUACGGACGAUUCUGGAUUAGUUGUGGCUGCACCUAAACCUUGUUCGGUUCGGAGGGAGGUAUUUCUGCUCGAUGAUUCAGCGCACAUCACUAUGUCGAGAGAAGCGACUGCGGCUGAAAAGCGCCUCCAAGAUAUCGCACAUCGAGCUACACCUGGAAGUAUGCGAUUCAGGUCGCAUUCAAGCAUGACUCGAAAUUUUGUCGUAGGCGAAUGGAUAGUAAAUACCAAGCAAUCCAACUGCGUCCCUUCAGAAUAUUACGAUUACUGCAAAUGCGUUCAUGUUUUUUGUCCUCGUAAGCACUACCCUUCUCACUGGCUCAAUGUGGGACGCAUAAGAAGUUAUGAUAAAUAUGCGAAUGCAGUGCGUAUUCGAAGAAAAUUGCCUUUAUUUGGUCGGGAGAAUUGGUCUCCAAAGUGUGCCGGGGUCAAAGUGGGACGACGAGAAAUUUCAUGUCUUGCACGUUUCAUCUGUAAUGGGAGAGAACCAACAAAGCCGACGCUGCCGUGUGCUUGCGGGUCCUCAACAACUCGCCUUCCUCAACCUGCAUCCGCUGUUUUCGGGCUCUUGGCCAUUGCGAAAUUGGCAAGUCGUCGCAAACUAUGUCUUCGAGAGGCGACACCGCAGACUGCGCUUUCAGACGUUUCUGAGAGUCAAUAUUUUUUUUGUUUGCAGUAUCAUUCUCUACAUUAAACUCCUGAAUGUGAUAAA